Vespula vulgaris is the source of this 3300-nucleotide messenger RNA. It is a transcript of the gene stmA, whose product is annotated as protein EFR3 homolog cmp44E. Bases 179 to 2647 code for a protein of 822 amino acids. Lineage: Eukaryota; Metazoa; Arthropoda; Insecta; Hymenoptera; Vespidae. Gene Ontology annotation, biological process: protein localization to plasma membrane. The record is from RefSeq and is a predicted model, not a curated record. The transcript is spliced from 16 exons. Gene Ontology annotation, cellular component: plasma membrane.
UGCUGUGCAUGCGGGUCAGUGGAGCACAGGCGUCGCGACGCCGCGCGUCGACGGAGCUCUGUCUCCUCUGUUUUUCAUCUCUUAGUUUUGAUUAAAAACAUCACGUCAAACAAACAAAGGAAAAGAUAAAAAAAGAGGAAGAAUCUCAUGGAAGCUGAGAGGACAAAUCUCGAAGGAUAUGGCACUCGUCAGAUGUUGUCUAGAAGCUGAGGCACCUGAAAUUUUUGGAUCACUUAUACAAAAGUGUACCGAUCCAGGUUGUUGCUGCUGGUGUUGUUCUGCGUUACGCCCAAGGUACAAGAGACUGGUUGACAACAUCUUUCCUGUCAACCCACAGGAUGGCCUGGUUAAGAAUAACAUGGAAAAGCUGACAUUUUAUUCAUUGAGCAGUCCUGAAAAAUUAGAUAGAAUAGGGGAGUAUUUAUUUCAAAGAGCUUCCAGAGAUAUAUACAGGAGAAGAAAUGGAUUUGUGGUUAUUGCUAUGGAAGCAAUGGAUCAACUCUUAGUUGCAUGUCAUGCUCAAACUCUUAAUUUGUUUGUUGAAAGUUUUUUAAAAAUGGUCCAAAAAUUACUAGAAUCUACAGAUCCACAAUUACAGAUUCUAGCAACUCAAUCCUUUGUCAGAUUUGCCAACAUCGAAGAAGACACGCCGUCUUAUCACACACGUUACGAUUUCUUUGUAUCAAAAUACUCUGCAAUGUGCCACUCCAAUCACGACGACCCCACUAUUCGCAAACAAAUCAGACUUGCAGGAAUCCAAGGAUUGCAGGGUGUUGUAAGAAAAACUCUUUCUGAUGACCUAGUAGAGAACAUUUGGGAACCUGUUCAUAUGGAUAAAAUUGUACCUUCAUUAUUAUAUAAUAUGCAAAAUACAAGAUAUGCCAAUAAGGAAGAUGCAACACCAGAAUGCACAACCGAGGAGAGAUCCGAUCCACCACAAUUUGCAGAAACUUGUAUGCGAGAACUCGUUGGUCGAGCUUCAUUCGGUCAUAUUCGAUGUGUCAUCAGACCUGUCUUAAGACAUUUGGAUAAUCACCAGCUAUGGGUUCCCAAUUAUUUUGCUAUUCAUAUUUUUAGGAUAAUAAUGUUCUCUAUACAGUCACAAUAUUCUUACACUGUUGUCGAAGCUUUAAUGACUCAUCUUGAUGAUCAUUCAAAAUCAUCUCCGAAAAUACGAACGAGCAUUGCAGAUACAUUAUCAAAAAUUAUUUCAAUAGCAGCUGGAGAGAGUGUUGGUCCUUCUGUUUUGGAGAUCAUCAACUCGUUAUUAUCUCAUUUACGUGUUAGUGUAACAAGAAACCAAUCAUCCAGCAAUGACGAGCAGUUAUAUCAAGAAGCUCUUAUUAAUGCUCUUGGAGAAUUUGCAAAUCAUCUUCCAGAUUAUCAAAAGAUCGAGAUAAUGAUGUUCAUAAUGAGUAAAGUUCCUUAUAACCAAACAGAUCGUAUAAUUUCUGUUGGUAAGGGAGACGUUCUACUUCAAAGUAUUCUUUUAAAAUCUCUCUUGAAGGUCGGUACAAAAUAUAAAACGAUUCAUUUAAAUACAACGUUUCCACCAAGUUUCUUAGAACCAUUGCUUAGGAUGUCCCUGGCAUCAGAUGCUGAAAUGAGACUCUUGGUACAAAAAAUAUUCCACACGUUAAUCGACAGACAUAAUAAUAUUGCAAAACUUGCAAAGCCCACCGUGAACGUUGCCGAACUCGAUCUGGUAGUCGAAAAGUCGUCCAGGCCGGACGUUAUAUUUAUUCGAAAACAUGGACCUGAAAUUUAUCUAGCACUUUAUGAAUCACUAGAAUUAACAAGCAAUACUGUUGAAAAUGUGGAAUCUAUAUAUACUACUUUAGCUUUACUAGUCGUAGAACUUGCUUCUGAGGAUACUAUUCUAGAGCUAUUAAGAUUAGUUUUGAGUCUUCAAGAUCUAGCACUAACAAGCGGCCAAAUAAGUGUUACAUUGAAAUUCAAUUUACAUGCUAUUGUGAUUAGUCUACUUGUUUUGAUUUCUUACGUUUGCAAUAUUACUUCUCUUAUGGAUUAUGCACAAAAGGUCGUUGAAGCUCGCCGAAAGGAAGCCCCACAUCUAUUGCCUAAUUUACAAUCUCAGUAUGAUAGUAAUUUAUCUCCAAGAUUAGCAGCUACGUUAUUAGUAGAUCAAACUGUAGUAAGUGAAUGUCUGAAAGGUGCUGGGCUGGAUAGUGGAAAACUCCAGCAAGGAUCUGGUUAUAGUAGUACUUCUUUACAACAUAGGCAUUCCUGGGUUGAUAGUGCAGGACGAAAUUCAUUAGCCGAUAUUAACUCUGGUACUGGAGAACUGGACAGUGGAGGUUCAUCUCCAGGUGUUCAAAAGAAACUACCUGGCGAAGAGUUAACAUUCGAAAGCAUGAAAAGAAUUUUGACAGAAACUAAUAACAAUAAUGUAAUAGAAGAGGAAAAACGAAUCCAACUUUCACAAUUCUUCCGAAGUGCACCAUUCCAAGAUCUUGUAUCUAUAACACAACCAAAGCAUGACGUUUUACAAAGUAAACUAUCGGAAAUAUUUAAUACGUUGACGGUUGAUCCACGCAAUAUAAUCCCAGGAGGACCGCAAGCAGAUGCCAAACCUAGUCAAACGCCAGCUUAUGAAAUACAUUUUCCAGAAUUAUUUGUUUAUUAGAGAAAGGUAAACGUAUAAAUAUAUAUAUAAUAUAUGAUAUAUAAUAUAUCUAUGUAUGUAUAUGUAUAUAAGCAUAUAUAUAUAUAUAUAUAUAAAUAUAUAUAUGUAUGCUUCUUUUAUUAUGUUAUAAAGGUAAUGUUAUUAUCACUCAUGGAAGUCAAUUACAAUUUACAAUAUUUAUUUACAUUGUCGUACUGCAAUGCAUACGUAUAUAUGUAUAAUUUGUGAUAUAUAUUUUUAUAUACAAGAAUAUUUUUAUGACUUGAAAGUGACACCAAUUCAUUUAUCAAUUACAAAAUAUGGGAUAAUAUAUCUUAAUAAUUAAUAUUAUUUAAUAUGUUACGUUUCUUCAUUGUUUCACAAAUGUUGUUAUUUAGAAUAAUAGCUGAAAUUUAAUAUUGGUAUUGACUUAGUAUGGGAGUAGAAUUUAAUCAAAUAUUUCUGUUGUAUAAGUAUUUAUUUGCAGCACAUAUUGUAAAACAUUAGUAAUGUAGAAUGUAAAACACUAAGUACAAGUGCCAUGCUGGCACAUAUUAAUAGUGCUUGUGUAUUUAUUAUCACUAUGUAUGUACAUUGAUGCAUAAAACAAAAAUUGAAAAAAUGGAAAAACAAAAUUUUACUGAUCUAUAAAAUAAAGUAAUUAUUCCAUAUUA